CGGCAUAUCCAGGAUUAUAUCCCGGAGGAUAUGUGGCAGCGAUGGCCGCCGCCGGCGUUUCCCUUCACGGACAGCCAGCCUUUUAUCACACCGGUCAUCCCUAUCAAAUAAAUCCCAACAAUCCGGGAAUGGGCCCGAUGGCGAAGAGGAAACGUCGCCAUCGGACGAUCUUCACGGAGGAACAACUGGAACAGUUGGAGGCCACCUUCGACAAGACGCAUUACCCCGACGUGCUCCUGCGGGAACAGCUGGCCCUUCAAGUGGACCUCAAGGAAGAAAGGAUCGAG
Pogonomyrmex barbatus (red harvester ant) is the source of this 287-nucleotide messenger RNA. It is a transcript of the gene Gsc, whose product is annotated as goosecoid homeobox. Gene Ontology annotation, cellular component: nucleus. Gene Ontology annotation, molecular function: RNA polymerase II cis-regulatory region sequence-specific DNA binding; DNA-binding transcription factor activity, RNA polymerase II-specific. NCBI's taxonomy places the organism in Eukaryota, Metazoa, Arthropoda, Insecta, Hymenoptera, Formicidae. Gene Ontology annotation, biological process: regulation of transcription by RNA polymerase II. The record is from RefSeq and is a predicted model, not a curated record.